AUGUGUUGCGAUGGCUAUGGAGGACAUGCUUCCUCCCUCAGUGAGAGCAUUUGCAAAGACUACGAUGACUUGAAUAAGAUUGUUGUUCGACACGAAGCGACGAUACGGAAAAGGUGGUUGAAGAAGACUCAGGCUCAACGGCGAGAUGUUCUGCUCAAGGCGUGGCCGAGCAUGCCGGAAACGCAUCGCCCAGACUACACAGAAGUCAAUGGUUUUCUCAACUACACCAAGCUGUCAAAUAACCUAAGAAAAUCAUCUAAGAUAUGGCCCUUCAUCAACCUCGAAGAUCUCACAAAACUGAAGUCUUUGCUGAUAUUUCUCAACGCACGUGGUCGGAAUGUUCCAUUCAUGUUUACGCUUACGGAAGAGGCGUUUAGCCCAUUGGCAGUAAUGUCGAUAUGCUCCUACGAGCCCGAGCUAGAACAAUAUAACCUACAAAUCUCAAACGAAACGACACCUACACUUUACGUCAAGAUGCAUCCUGUCAACAAGGCUCAAUCCCCCAACAUACCAAGCGGAAAUGAGUUCACUGAAUGCUCUCGGCGUGGCAUACAUUAUCUGUUAAUUCAACAUAAAAUCAUAGCAUUCCUGGCCGCGUGCAGCAAGCUGAUCUUGCAUGACAUGAACCAGGAUAUGCUGUACUGUAGCGCCAUACAGGAUGAGCCACCGUCGUCUGAACUUGAGCUACCAAGCGACUUGGGAUUUACAACCUUUGCUGAUACACUCAUGGUUGCUCCCUAUCGAAACCGAAGGCCAGUCGAGUUCCUCAGAUUGCGUGCGUAUUUCGACGCUCUAUGCAAUAAUGCAAAGGAUCACAUCCUAGCACUGCGCGAGGAUCCAUCUUAUUUCGCCGAUGCUUUCAAAGACAUUUGUGAGCAUAGCUCAGGAUUAAUACCAGACUGUUACGGGCAUAUCGACCCGCAUGUGGACAGCAAGUGUUUCCUGAUGUGCAAUGCUGCCAAGAUGGUCACCAAUGCGUACAGCAUGUUCUUCUCCUGGAAAGAACUCUAUCAGAUUACCAACCUCUUAUCCAAGACAUCUAUGCAGGAUCAGAACGGUGAUUUUGCUUCUUUGAUGACGGAUUUUAACUGCAGCGUUCGACGUGUGUCUAAACUCGUAUAUCAGAUGCUCGAGUGUGCACCAAUGUCGCCUAAUGUUCGCAAAUUCUACAUUCGGUCAAAUCGUCACAUAACAAUGCAGCUACAGAAUAUCCGGUCACUUGAGGAUUUUCAGCUGAUGUCAUCAUUUGAGUGUUUCAAUAUGGGCGAAGACUGCGAAGACGUCGAGGGUGAAGCACUAUACCUUCUCUUGGAUUAUGUAACCAAGAUGAUGCGAGAGAAAAAAACGGCAAGAGACUUAGUAUCGCCUCGUGUCUCCAAAUUGUUCGCGCAGAUGUCCGUUAUGGGAGAGUGCGCGAUGCAAUUGUCGGUGUGGCGCAGUACACCCCAAGGAUCCAGCUUUGACCUGGAUAAGCCACAUUCCCAUGCCCACCUUGAUGGUUUCUAUGACUGGCUUGAUCAUCUGGGUCAUGGAAAACUGGAUUAUCCUGCCUACAAAACUCGCAACCCAAGAACUGUCCGAGCCAUGCGCGAUGCAGAAGACAAUCUCGACACAUUUUGGAAGUAUGUCGAUAAGUCUUACGAGAGAAAGACGGGCAUUUCGCAGCACGAAGUCAUUCGCAAAUGUGUUGCCGAGGAUGGCCCAAUGCAGCGCACACCAGCCUGGGAGGAUCAUGUGAAGGCAAAGUCAAUCCAGCCAGAGCAAUUGAAGUGCAUCUACCAGCCAUUCUCUGGGGGUUCCCACAACAGAGAUAUGCAGAUUACUGGAGCGUUUGAUAGACUGGCGGUAGGAGAAAAGAUCAAACCAAAGACAAAGGGAAGCCCAGAGUCCGUGAUGGUUGAUGUACCCCAGACACACAUGAUCGGCACCGCUGAUGAGGGGAACGUCCCGCAAGUUUUCAGGUUGGACAAGCAUACCUUGAAGGAGAUGAAAACGCUUUUUCACGUUCCUCAGUCUAACCAUGAGGAUCUUCCCAAGGAAGUAAAGUGGCAUGAAUUCAAGCGGGCCAUGGCUCACAUUGGAUUUGCGGUUGAGAAGCUGCAAGGCUCAGCAUGGCAAUUCACUCCCGGUGAAUCGCUUCAUAUUCGCCGUGCCAUUCAAUUUCAUGAGCCGCAUCUAGUCAGUGAUAUUACGUACAUCAUGGCAAAGCGAUUUGAAAGGAGACUUGAGAGGGUGUAUGGUUGGAACGGUGCUAGUUUUUGA
Molecule: messenger RNA, 2262 nt
Organism: Bipolaris sorokiniana ND90Pr
Lineage: Eukaryota; Fungi; Ascomycota; Dothideomycetes; Pleosporales; Pleosporaceae
Exons: 5
Coding region: 1-2262 (753 amino acids)
Source: RefSeq, a predicted model, not a curated record